This is a messenger RNA of Colletotrichum orchidophilum, 447 nucleotides long. RefSeq lists its product as uncharacterized. Lineage: Eukaryota; Fungi; Ascomycota; Sordariomycetes; Glomerellales; Glomerellaceae. The transcript has 2 exons. The coding region runs from base 1 to 447 and encodes 148 amino acids. The record is from RefSeq and is a predicted model, not a curated record.
AUGGCCAAGUCCUGGGAUAAGUUGGCGGCGACAGUGGCCAAGGGGAACCCAAAUCCCAUUGUCCAUGCCUAUAGGCACCUCUACCGCGAGCUCCUCCGGGCGGUCCAGUUCGCAACGCCGUAUAGGUUCAUCGUCCGCGACCAGCUCAGGGCGGCAUUCCGCGAAAAGGGCGCCGUGUGGGAUCCGGAAGUGAGCAAGAGGACGCUGUGGUUCAUUCACGCGGCGCGCAAGGAGACCGGCCUCGAGCACAAAGUCCUCAAGAACCUCAUCCGCGUGGCGCAUGAGAGGCAGAAGUUGGACCCGUGGAAAGUGAGCUUCCGCAAGGACCAGGACGCUCAGAACAAGGAAGUCAUCCAAGAGGCCAAGAACAUGAAGUCUACAGUCUUCAAUCACUAUGACAUGACGGUGACUAUGCUGAACAAGUCAAUGGGCAUUCGACUGAGAUAA